Drosophila bipectinata is the source of this 1738-nucleotide messenger RNA. Its product is annotated as hydroxylysine kinase. Gene Ontology annotation, molecular function: amino acid kinase activity. The record is from RefSeq and is a predicted model, not a curated record. Lineage: Eukaryota; Metazoa; Arthropoda; Insecta; Diptera; Drosophilidae.
ACCUGCCCCCUGCUUUGAAUUUUUGAAUGUGUCCAUUUGGCUUAUUGUUUUCAUAACGUUACUGCGAUUACAGCCAAGUUAGUUACUAAGUUUACACCUUUUACAUAACCAAGUGAUGUGAUAGCCUUUAAAAGGGCAUUAAAAGUGGCCAGAGUUUUCCAGUAUUCGGUUGGAAAGCAUUUCGAUUUACCUGACUUAGUUGUACGCCGAUACAGGUGCAUCCACAGGUGAAAAAGAGCCCCCAAAAAUGGAGCAGUGGAACAAUGUGGAGCUGACGAACAUGUCCAAAAAGUCAUACACCCUGAAUCAUGCCUACGACGGAGCCGAGAAGCUAAACAAGGAGAACGACCAGGCAUCCUCCAAUGGCAACGACACAACUUCAGACCCACAGCCCGGCGACAGGGAUCUCCUGCAGCCAGGAUCGGAUGUCCGUCCGAAGGUGGAGUCCGACGACGUAGAGAGCCUGCUGCGACGACUGUACGGGAUCACAAUCAGCGAAGUGAAGGAAAUCAUCGCCUACGACGACCGAAACUUCUUCGUCAAGGAGGAUAGCAAUGUAAAAAAUCCACUGAUAGUAACGCACUGCCAAAAUGGCUACGUUUUGAAGAUCCUUAACUCCUUGGACUCCAAAAAGGAGAACUUUGUGGAUGCACAGAAUCAACUGCUGCUGUUUUUGGGAAAACACAGUGUCAAGUGCCCUAGGCCGAUUCCAAAUGCCAGUGGAAAGUAUUAUUCUGUGGAGCGGCUCAACGGAAACUCAAACGUUGUGCGCCUUCUCGAGUUUAUUCCCGGGGAGAUCUUCCACCAGGUACCGGCGACGAAGCACCUACUCUUCCGCAGCGGGGAGUACUUGGCUAGGUUGGACCGGGCUCUGAAGAAUUUCACCCACGAGGCCUACGAAACCCACAAAACGCUAUGGAUGCUGCAGAGCGUCCCGGAACUAAGGCAAUUCCUGUAUGUGGUGAAGGAUCAGGAGCGCCGAUUGAUAUGCGAAGAGGUCAUCGAUCUGUUUGAGUCAAAGAUAUUGAGUUUGCUUCCCACCCUUGAGCACCAGAUCAUUCAUGGCGACUAUAACGAGCAGAAUAUAAUUGUAGAGAAGGCGGCAAACCAAAGUGAUUACCACGUUACAGGGGUGAUCGAUUUCGGAGACACAAGCAAAUCUCCGUUGCUCUUCGAGGUUGGAAUUGCCCUCACCUAUAUGAUGCUGCAGGCCAACGACCUGGCCACCGGUGGAGUCUUUCUCGCAGGCUACAACAGUAUAAACCCCAUAAGCAGCUCGGACUUGGGACACCUUAAAUACUGCGUGGCGGCCCGCCUGGUUCAGAGUCUGGUGAUGGGUCUCUACACCCACACCCUGCAUCCCACCAAUGACUAUCUGUUGGUCACCCAGGAACAAGGAUGGACCCUGCUGCAGACGCUCUGGCGCGACAGCCUGACGGAAGUGGAUGAACUGUGGGCCACCACAGGACAUCAGUACUUGACGCAAAGCAAUAAGUAGAUUUUAAAGUGUGUACACGAAAUUUUGAUAAAUGUUUUAAAAAUCACAAGGUAUCCCGGCAGAGGGCUGCAAGACAGAUUCUGUAACCAAUUGUCAAUUAUUAGAAUUUCACCAACAUAUCACCUUUGCACCAAAAAUGUGCAGGUCAAAGUAUUGAUUGCAUUUUUUGCUUUAAAUAUUACUUUAUCCAGUAUAUUAUUAUCAUAUUCUUUACAAUAAAACUUGUUAAACAAAUACAAA